AUGGAAAGUGAACAGGUAUGAUAUUAAAUGACAAAUUUUAGAAAGAGAAUUGCUAACCUUUAUUAAAAUAAAGAUAUGAACCCUUCUAAAUCGAAGAAACAAAAGAAAAUGUUGAGAUUGAAUAGGAAAACAAGUUUGAUUAAUUUAAAGACUUUGUGUUUGGAAUACAAAUAUAAAAGAGUUAGAGAGAUGUAUAAUUUGGAUGGGAAAGUGAAUCCAAUUAACAAAUAGAACAAUUUUAUAAAAAACUCAAAAUACAAUUGCAUUUACAUUUUUACCCAUUUUACUUGUAAUUGAUGGAACCAGUUUAAAUACUGCACUUACAUAUUUUGAGGAAUUAUUUUUACAAUUGCUACUAAGAGUUAAUCUGUUGUUUGUUGUCGUUGUUCUCCAACUUAAAAAGCUUAAGUUACAGAAUGCAUUAAAUUUUAUACAAAAAAAGCAGUUGCAUGUAUUGGGAAUAAUUUCAUAAUUAUUAUCUUUAUUAGAGAUGGUGGUAAUGAUGUAGGUAUGAUUUAACCUGCAGAUGUUGGAAUUGGUAUAGAAGGUAAAGAAGGGAAAUAAGCUGCCUUAGCCUCUAAUUUUUCUAUUAUCAAAUUUAAAUAUUUGAAUGUUUUAUUAUUAUAGCGUGGCAGAUUAUCAUACAAAAGGAGUGCCUUAUUAUCAUAAUUUGUUAUUCUAAGAGGAUUAAUCAUUUCAGUAAUUCAAGCUGUUUUUAUGUUUGUGUUCUACUUUUUGUCUAUUAGUAUUUUUAGUGGUAGAUUAUUACUUGGGUAUUCUACUAUUUAUAAGUAUUAAAUUUAAUUAAAAUUUAGACUGUUUCCAGUGUUUUCCAUAAUAUUUGAUGAAGAUGUUGAAAUUAAAUUACUCUUUAAUACCCUCCACUUUAUAGAUCUUUAAAAAAAAAGCUAGAGAUCUAAAGACAUUUUUGGUUUUGGUUUGGAAAUCUAUGUUUUAAGGAGUAAUAAUUAUAUUUUUGAUUUUGGCUAUGUUUAAGAAAAUAUUUUUGGAAAUAGAAACAGUUGCUUUUACAGCCCUUAAAUUUAAUUAAUAUGCUUUAACAUUGAGUGAAGUAUUAAUUGAAUUUAAUAUUUUAGUUGUAUUCUUUGCAUUUUGUUAUGAAAAAAUCUAAUGUUACAUCAGCAGUUAUUUAAAUUUUAUCCAAUAUGUGGUUUGAAAAUCAAUUAUUAGUUUCAGUCAUGACCUUUUAUUCUUUCUUUAAUGAAAUUGUAGUUAUACUGGUCAUUGAUCUCCUCGUUUUAUUGCCUAAAAGAUAUUAAAGAAAUUUGAUACAUCAGAUUAUGAAAAGAUCAUGGCUACACGUUGAUACAAUAUGA
Molecule: messenger RNA, 1337 nt
Organism: Paramecium pentaurelia
Lineage: Eukaryota; Ciliophora; Oligohymenophorea; Peniculida; Parameciidae
Source: the annotation of a GenBank genome assembly